GUGUGUGUGUGUUCGACAUAUAAUUUAUAAUUAAAUAAUUAAAAAGUGUUUUCGAUGGGAAGACGAAAACAAUAUAGAAUAAGAAUACAGUACAAAUUAAAUAGAAGAAAUGCUUCCUCGUUAUCAUUUCUAUUUGAGUUUGGCUUUUUUAUUUAAUGCAGAAAGUGUUUAGUUUGGUGACUUCUCUUUCGACUAAAUAUUAAAUAAGUCUGUGCAAACAUCAUUCUUUUCCGGAUCGAUUCGAACUCGAAUCAUUUAUUAUUUGAGCUCGGAUCGAUUCAUUUGUAUCAUUCGAAAAAUGUGUGAGCUCGUUUUUGUGGGGAAAGGACUUAGUAAUGUAAACUAUUAGAAUGCGAUGAGUGUUUUUCCAAACUAAAUUAGAAUUUAAAAAUUAAUAUAGUACACUCGUUUGUAGUAUUGUAUUUUUAAUAAAAUCACCAAAAAGUGUUUUUUUCUAAAGCUUUCACUAAAUUACUAAAUUAAAUAUAAAAUCGCCUGAUCUGGUAAAAUUUCUGCAGACCUAGCAACGUUAAUUAAUGGCGCUCUAGCGGGGACUGUGUUUCCGAGUCCUAAAACCUUUUCUACUAUAAAUCCCCCAAAAUUCUCCAGUAAAUUUCGAAAUCCUCUCCCUCUAUUGUCCACGUUUAAAAGCCACGGACUUUAUUACACAACUAUUCGGCGGAAUAACGUUUUUCACUUUCCAUUAUUAGCCUAAUUGCAAUAUUACAUGUAUAUUGCGUGUACGUGUUUAUAUACGUAUUUAAAAAGUGGUAUUUACAUAUUUAGCCUGUGUGACGUUCGCGCGGAUUAGACUGAGCUGAAUUCCCAGGCCAUGGAUUUUCGGGUCUUUCACCACUAACGAAUAUGUUACGACCGUAGUUGUAAAUGUACUCGUUCUAAGGACGUUGUUUCCGCCCUUGUAUUCUCUGUAACUGUUUACUAUUGUGCAACUGUACAUAUAUUUAAAAUAAUAGUAAAUCGGUAAAGAGAACGUGACUACCCGAACGUAGCGUAACCAGAUCCUUAAAUUGUAAUAUGAAUCACUACACAUUUUAAUAAACUUUGGCUUUUAAUACUUACCUAAUAAAUUAUAAAGAAAUAUAUAUAUAAAUCGCAAACGUACACUAUCCAAAACCACACCGAGAAUACACCGAGUUUUGACCCUUUAAUUGAGGCUACUACCUCAGUAAAUUAUGUAAAAGACAAAAUGUCUACUGAAGAUUGGAUAAUAUUAUAAAAAUAAAUAAGUGUUUUAGAUUAGUUCCUGGUAUAAAAAUGGAUAAGUGAAGACCCCGUUUUGGAUAGCCUACAUUUUUGAUUUUAAUAAACUUUAAUGUCUUGUAUUAUUACUUUUUUAAAUAUACAUAAAUUAAGUCAGUAGUUAACUCCACAAUUUAAUUAUUUUUCGUAUUUUUUAGUAAUUUUGUUUUCUCAUUACAAAAGGGAAUCUCCCCGAUUAUCCCAGUCGAUAGUUUCUCCGAAUCUCCUACCCUCUUCCUGUCUUUAUUCUCGAUAAUAAACGGGAUAGACACGUGUUAUCGUGGUCUUCGAUUAUUAUAAAUAUUAGGAUAUUAUUCUUCUUCUAAAUCUUUAAUUCAUUUGAUUUUGAGUUUGUUUACGAAGAUAGGAACGAACACCUUAAUUCAUAAAAUUUGUGACGAUGGUCUUUGAGAAUCUCUAAUUCAGCGCAGCCAUUUUGAAAGGAAAAUGAACUAAACACUCGAAAUAAGGUCAUUAGAAUGAUUAAUGUUUAUUUGUUUUAUAAUAAACAGAGUCGAAGUUAUUAAAAAUUGUAAAAUUUUUUGAAAUUCUGGAUACGAGAAAGAUACAGAGAAGGAACGAGUAUUGUUUUUACAAACAGUUCUGAGAAGUGAGAUCUCGAGUUAAUUCAAAAUGAGUUUUUGGAAUUCCAUUAUCGUCAUUUCGAUUCUAAUUGGGGUAUCUCAGGAAAUAAAUAUUUCUUACAAAGAAUUAGUAUCGCUGAACGCCGAUUGCUACCCUUUCGAUACGUGCAACACAACAGAAUUUAUCCCAGCUUCAACAAGAAGUUGCCAAUGCGACGAUUCGUGUGCCUUCUACAGAGAUUGCUGCUUAGAUGCUUCCAGUCGCCAUACCACCAAAAAGAUACAAACCCAUAACUACGAAUGCUUGCCAGUGGACGAGUUUGAAGCUUAUUUUGUAGUUUCCACUUGUAAAAGUAAGCGGGCAGACUCGGCGACGAAAAGAAGAUGCGAAGAAGAUCCAACUGCUGAAGAUCCAUACACUUUGAUACCAGUGAUGAGUCGAGGGAGUAAAACGGUGUACAGAAAUCGUUACUGUGCCAGUUGCAACGAAGAUAGCAAAUAUUUGAAUUUCUGGAGUAUUGGGGUAACGUGUUCGCGAUGGUAUAACGAUAUAAUCGACGAUAUUCAACGUAAUCUUGUGUAUGACUUUAAACUAAGAAUUUGGGGAAUACGUUUACCUAAUCAAACAUUUGUAGAUUGUAUUAUGAAUGCAGUCGCACCAGAAAAUAAACAGUUCCUGAGACCUUGUUAUCCGGAUAUGAUAUCGGCUUGUCCGUCUAAAUGGAAGGAUUACUCGAUUAGAAAAAAAUGUAAUUCGUAUACGGCAGUUAUUUAUGGAUACGAUGGUAUCUAUAAAAACGUUCAUUGCGCUAUUUGUAAUGGAAUUGAUAUGGAAAGGUACCAUUGCUCGGAUGUCAUUCCGUACAGUUCCGGUGUCGGUUUUCAGAAUAUAUUUGAUGUGGGGAAUGAUACGUGUGAAGAGGGAGAGGUUUGGGAUGAAUCCUUCGAAAAAUGUCGUAAAUUUACUUGUGGCUUACCUUUUCUUAAACUUGUAAAUGGUGUUUGCGUUCCGAAGUCGUAAAUGUAUAAAGUAAAUACUUAAUAGUAAUUAAUUUUAUAAUUAAAUGAAACUGUUACAGAAUUUAAACUCGACAUUUUUAUUGAUAACAAUAGAUAAUUGUAUUACAGUAAAGAAACAUUUAGUGUUAAUGUUUUCAUAUUUGUUUUAUGUAAAUGGUCUACAGAAAUAAAA
Molecule: messenger RNA, 3036 nt
Organism: Centruroides sculpturatus (bark scorpion)
Lineage: Eukaryota; Metazoa; Arthropoda; Arachnida; Scorpiones; Buthidae
Exons: 2
Coding region: 1894-2865 (323 amino acids)
Source: RefSeq, a predicted model, not a curated record